UUAUGACAUCACUAAUCGAUAAAAAAUCUAAAUAAAAUAGAAACAAUAAUUUUAAACAGUCUUUUCAAUGAGCUUGAUACCUUCUAAUUCAAGUUUUUCCAUGAUAGGGUUGUUAACCUUAGCAGAGUAUGGUGCAACAACACCAGUGUCAUUGAUGACACCAUCAAGUACAAGUUGUACUGCAAUACCACAUGGUACACCAACCAAUUUAGCCAUUGAGGUGUAUCCGUUUGGUACACCAUAAUCUAAUAAUGUUGAUGUACGUGUUUCCUUGCUACCGUCCUUCCAAACGAUACCGAACUUGUGUUGAAGCAUAACCAUAUCUCUUUCACCUUGACCGUAUUGCAUCUUUUGUUCUAAAGUUGCGCAAAGUGUGUCGAGGAGGUUACCACGAGGAAUUGUAGCCUCCUUACCGAAGAGACCAAUCCAACGUAAACCAGAAAUGAUACGUUCUUUUUCAGAUUCUGAUGGGAAUCCAACUCUUUCAAUAACUGCUUUAACAAGGGAUUCUUCUGAUGAGUCAACACCCAAUGCCUUAGCAGUAACUUCAUUCCAUGGUGCUGAUUGACCAACCUUUACGAAGUCCUUUGGUGAAUCAUCCAAGAAACCAAGUUUAACGAGUGCGUUAAUAAAUUCUGGGAAACCUUGGUAUCUUAAUGUACCUCUAACAAGGUUUUGACAUUCAGGGAUGUCAUAGAAUUCUCUGAAUGGUGUUGAAUCACGGUUUGGAUAAGCAACGAAAGCAAAUGCAGGUGAAAUGUAGUAUGGUUGAGCAGUUGCCAUUAAUUCAGGUCCUGCAACUUCCUUUGCAACACCAUUGUUGUAGAAUUUGGCAGUGUUUCUCAAAGCUAACAAAACACCUCUAGAUGACCAGCUGAAUUUGUAACCGAGUGGGUUAUCAGCUGACUCUGGUGCUGGUAAACCACCACAGUAUGACAAGAAGGUGUCAAUUUUACCACCCUUUUCGUGAACUUCAUCAAAUACCUUAACAGCGUAAAGGUGAUCAAUACCUGGGUCUAAGCCAAUUUCGUUCAUAACGGUGAUACCUGCAUUCUUUGCUUCUUGCUCUAAUUCUUUAAUGGCAGGGCUGACGUAUGAAGUGGUAACGACGUGAGUCUUUCCUUUGAUAGCAGAUUUAAUAACGUUUGCGUGGAAAGUGUAUGGAAUGAGUGAAACAACGACGUCGUGUUCAGCGACGAGAGCAUCGAGUGACUUUUCAUCUGAAACAUCAAUUGAAGUUGCAGUGGCUCUGUCCAAGCCCAUAGCCAUUUGUUGAGCAGUUGCGAGAGUACGGCAGCCAAUAGUGAGGUGGUUACGUGGGUCACGGAGGAUGUAUUCAGCUGCUGGAAGAGCAACGAAACCACUACCCAAAAGAAGGACCUUCUUAGAUUCACCUUGAGCCUUUGCAACGUUUGGAGCGACGAAACGACCCUCAUUGAGAGCUGAUUCAGCAAAUUGUGGUAAUUGGAAAGCACAUUCGUGAAUCUUUGCGUUGUAGUACUUGCAGUCAGGAACUUCUCUCAAUGGCUUACGAAGGUUGCGGCUACCAUCCUUUGAGCAAACAAUGAAACCAAUCUGACCAGAUGGGUAAGUUGGAAUGGUAGUGUAGGCGUAUUCUGCGGUAGCGAAGAGUUCUCUAGUGGCCAAUCUGAGUGACUUGAUGAGAGGAAGGUGCAACCAGAUACAUUCACCUUGUGUAGAAAUGUGACCACCGUCUCUGAGGGCGUUCUUGAGCAAUUCAAAGAAGGCUUUUUCGAAGAGAGCAGCAGCAGGACCUUCUGGGUCAGAAGAGUCUGUGAUGAUGACAUCAAAGUAGUUCUUCUUAUCUUGCAAGAACUUGAAACCAUCACCAAUGAAUACGGUUACCUUUUCAUGUUCUAAACCUUCAGCCAUCUUUGGUAAGUAUUGCUUUGAAACUCUUGGGACGGCUUCAUCGAUGUCACACAAGACAGCUUCCUUGACUUGUGGGUGCUUGAUAACUUCACGGAGGACACCACCGUCACCACCACCAAUGACGAGAACUCUUUCUGGGUUAGGGUGUGAUGCCAUAGGAAGGUGAGCGAUCAUUUCCUGAUAUGAAAAUUCGUCACGCUCUGUACAUUGGACAGCACCGUCGAGUACGAGAACGUUACCGUAAGACUCAGAUUCGAAGACCAAAACAUCCUGGUACUUUGACUUCUCUACGUGGAGGAUCUUGUUAACUUUGAGUGAGAGUGCUUGACCUGGCCAUUGAGGGGAGAUCUCGUGGAACCAGCCAUCUAUGGAGUAUGAGUAAGCGUAGACUAUAUUAAGUGUACCGACUGUUGUCAACUGCAGGGUGUGUUAAGGACAUCUUGGGUGUUGUAGUGAGAGGAGAGAUCACCGUAAAUUUCUUUAAAAAGAACCACCAUGUCGAGAAUAUUACAACCAUUUAGAUUUUUGCAUCGUAUGGCUCACGAACAGCCAGUCUACUUGUGGUCAUUUGGAAUUGGAUUGACUGGUCCACUUCUCGUCAUCGCAGUACCAGAGAUACGCUCAAAGUUCUUCGGAUGGAAACCAACUGAACGUCUACCAACUACCUACCCAGUCCCACAACGUGAAAGAAGGGCUGUAGAAGGUUUCGAAGACGCCUAAUGGUACUUCCUAUAGAAUAAAAUACUAUAAUUGUACUUUAAAAUUUAAAAAUAU
Wallemia mellicola CBS 633.66 is the source of this 2667-nucleotide messenger RNA. RefSeq lists its product as hypothetical. The transcript has 4 exons. Bases 2389 to 2613 code for a protein of 74 amino acids. The record is from RefSeq and is a predicted model, not a curated record. Lineage: Eukaryota; Fungi; Basidiomycota; Wallemiomycetes; Wallemiales; Wallemiaceae.